Geodia barretti is the source of this 340-nucleotide messenger RNA. NCBI's taxonomy places the organism in Eukaryota, Metazoa, Porifera, Demospongiae, Tetractinellida, Geodiidae. The record is from the annotation of a GenBank genome assembly.
UUCCCCAGGGAAAGACAGUGUGAGGGACGAAUAUAAUAAGUUUAAAAACAUGUAACACAUGACUGAAGAAGGUGGGGUCCAUGGUAGUCAAAGAGUCAAGUAGAGUUGUCACUUUUGUGUGGUUGGUGAUGACAUGUUCGUCCAGGGUUGAUCUCGAAGUUGUGCAUGCACACUUCUGUAUUUUCAGGUUUUCUACUGUACCUCACUCCUCUCCCCUCCCAACCCCCUCCUCUCUCUUUCCAAACAUUCCCCCGAGCGAGGUGUCGUGGUUUCAUGUGUUGUGAUAUCGAGGUGUCCUGAUCUUAGUAACAGUGUAUAUACUACGUUCAUUAUGUUGUCA